Molecule: messenger RNA, 3297 nt
Organism: Manacus vitellinus (golden-collared manakin)
Lineage: Eukaryota; Metazoa; Chordata; Aves; Passeriformes; Pipridae
Gene: UNC5B
Product: unc-5 netrin receptor B
Exons: 16
Coding region: 1-2802 (933 amino acids)
Biological process (GO): anterior/posterior axon guidance; netrin-activated signaling pathway
Cellular component (GO): membrane
Molecular function (GO): netrin receptor activity; protein binding
Source: RefSeq, a predicted model, not a curated record
AUGGGACUAAGGGCACCUCCCCCCCCUCUGGCUCCCCUGGCAGGGCUGGAGUACAGCGAUGUGCUGCCCGACUCCUUCCCCUCAGCGCCGGCAGAGACCCUCCCUCACUUCCUGCUGGAGCCACAGGACGCCUACAUCGUGAAGAACAAGCCCGUGGAGCUCGUGUGCCAUGCCAACCCUGCCACCCAGAUCUACUUCAAGUGCAACGGGGAGUGGGUCAAGCAGGAAGACCACGUCACCAAGGAGAGCCUGGACGAGGUCACUGGGAUGCUGGUGCGGAAGGUGCAGAUCGAGGUCUCCCGGCAGCAGGUGGAGGAGCUCUUUGGCUUGGAGGAUUACUGGUGCCAGUGCGUGGCCUGGAGCUCGGCGGGCACCACCAAGAGCCGCCGCGCCUACGUCCGCAUAGCGUACCUACGAAAGAACUUUGACCAGGAGCCGCUGGGCAAGGAGGUCCCUCUGGAGCACGAGGUCCUGCUGCAGUGCCGCCCGCCCGAGGGGGUCCCACAGGCCGAGGUGGAGUGGCUGAGGAACGAGGACGUCAUCGACCCCUCCCAGGACACCAACUUCCUGAUCACCAUCGACCACAACCUCAUCAUCAAGCAGGCCCGGCUCCUGGACACUGCUAAUUACACCUGCAUGGCCAAGAACAUCGUGGCCAAGCGCCGGAGCACCACGGCCGCUGUCAUCGUCUAUGUGAACGGUGGCUGGUCCACCUGGUCCGAGUGGUCUCCUUGCAACAACCGCUGUGGCCGGGGCUGGCAGAAGCGCACCCGGACCUGCACCAACCCCGCGCCGCUGAACGGCGGCUCCUUCUGCGACGGGCAGCCUUUCCAGAAAAUCACCUGCACCACCCUCUGCCCAGUGGAUGGCGCGUGGACGGAGUGGAGCAAGUGGUCGGCGUGCAGCACCGAGUGCACGCACUGGCGCAGCCGCGAGUGCGCCGCCCCGGCCCCCCGCAACGGCGGCAAGGACUGCAGCGGGGGGCUCCUGGACUCCAAAAACUGCACCGACGGGCUCUGCCUGCAGAAUAAAAGAGUUCUAAGCGAACCCAAAAGCCACCUGCUGGAGGCCACAGGUGACGUGGCCCUGUACGCCGGGCUGGUGGUGGCCAUUUUCGUCUUCAUCGUGAUCCUCAUGGCUGUGGGGGUGGUGGUGUACCGGAGGAGAUGCCGGGAUUUUGACACGGACAUCACGGACUCAUCAGCUGCUCUCACCGGAGGAUUCCACCCUGUCAACUUCAAGACCUCCCGGCACGACAACUCCCAGCUGCUGCACCCCUCGAUGCAGCCGGACCUGACGGCCAGUGCGGGGCUGUACCGCGGCCCCAUGUACGCCCUGCAGGACUCCUCCGACAAGAUCCCCAUGACCAACUCGCCCCUGCUGGACCCCCUGCCCAACCUCAAGAUCAAGGUGUACAACUCCUCCACCACCUCCUCCUCGCCGGGGCUGCACGACGGCACGGACCUGCUGGGGGGGGUCCCUGCCACCGGCACCUACCCGGGGGACACCGCCAGGGACGGGCACUUCGGGAACGUGCGGAGCAAAGCCCUGGGUUCCCAGCACCUCCUUGGCUUGCCCCGGGAGCACGGCUACAGCGCCAGCGGCACCUUUGGCUACCUGGGGGGAAGGCUCACCGUGCCAGGCACUGGGGUGAGCCUGCUGGUGCCCCACGGGGCCAUCCCCCAGGGGAAGUUCUACGAGAUGUACCUGGUCCUCAACAAGGCAGAGAGUGCCCUCCUGCCCUCCGAGGGCACGCAGACGGUGCUGAGCCCGGCAGUGACCUGUGGGCCCACUGGCUUGCUCCUGUGCCGCCCCGUCGUCCUGACCAUUCCCCACUGUGCCGACGUCAGCUCCUCAGAUUGGAUUUACCAGCUGAAAACACAGUCCCACCAGGGAAACUGGGAGGAAGUUGUGACCCUGGAUGAGGAGACCCUCAACACUCCCUGCUACUGCCAGCUGGAAGCCAAGUCCUGCCACAUUUUGCUAGACCAGCUGGGCACCUACGUCUUCGUGGGAGAGUCCUACUCCAGGUCAGCCAUCAAGAGGCUCCAGCUGGCCAUCUUUGCCCCCACCGUUUGCACCUCCCUGGAGUACAGCCUCAAGGUCUACUGCUUGGAGGACACGCCAGAUGCUCUGAAGGAGGUGCUGGAGCUGGAGAGGACACUGGGAGGGUACCUGCUGGAGGAGCCCAAGCCCCUGCCCUUCAAGGACAGCUACCACAACCUGCGUCUCUCCAUCCACGACAUCCCCCACGCCCUGUGGAGGAGCAAGCUGCUGGCCAAGUACCAGGAAAUCCCCUUCUAUCACAUCUGGAGCGGCAGCCAGCGAGCCCUGCACUGCACCUUCACCCUGGAGAGGUACAGCCAGGCCUCCACCGAGCUCACCUGCAAGAUCUGCGUCCGGCAGGUGGAAGGGGAAGGGCAGAUCUUCCAGCUGCACAUCACGCUGGGAGAGCACUCCAGCUCCUUCGACACCCUCCGCUCCCACCACAGUGGUGCCACCCCCACCACCCAGGUGGGACCCUACGCCUUCAAAAUCCCCCUCUCCAUCCGGCAGAAGAUCUGCAACAGCCUGGAUGCUCCCAGCUCCAGGGGAAACGACUGGAGACUUCUCGCCCAGAAGCUCUCCAUGGACCGGUAUCUGAACUACUUUGCCACCAAAGCCAGCCCCACCGGGGUGCUCCUGGACUUGUGGGAAGCCGAGCACCAGGACGAUGGUGACCUCAACACCCUGGCCAGUGCCUUAGAGGAGAUGGGCAAGAGCGAGAUGCUGGUGGUCAUGGCCACGGAGGGGGACUGCUGAUGAUGCUCCCACAGCUGGUGGGCCAGGAGGAUGAAACAGGGGGUGAGGAGGGGUCCUUCCCCAACGGCUGGGGGUGGGAGGCACGUCCAUCCUGAGCAAGGAAGGGCAGAGGCCGUCACUCCUCCUCCCUCCCACAUCACUGUCAGCCUUAGAGACCCGUCCUCAGCGUUUACAAGCAAUCCAAGUGUUACGCAGCAUUCCUCUUCCUCCUCCUCAUGGCACGGGGAGGAAUUAGGGCUUCUUGAGUUGGGAUGGGGGCUUUCCUUUUCCUUCUUCUUUUGGGUUCCCCUCCUCCUCCUUUAAUAGCAUUUCUGCGUUGAAGAGGCGAGUUCAAUCCAGGCGAACGGCUUAACUCCUGUCAAAGGCUUCAGGCAGCUUAACGAGGCAAAUAAGAAAGAAAAAAAAAAGGAAAAAAAAAAAGUUUCUUAGGAAACGCAAAUAAUUUAUUAUCCAGAUCUUUGGAUGUGUCCUUUUUAAAAAAAAAAAAAAAAAAAA